ACGUACAGACCCAGUUCUGUUCGUAUUAUCACUAAAAACGCAGUUGGACAUGACGGACAUCAAUCUGUUGCUGCUUGGAGAGCAUGGGGUUGGAAAAACGACCUUCGUCAACUCACUUAUCAACUACUUCCAUUAUGAAAACAUAGAAACUUUCAGCAAGAAUACUCCAAUAGUGGCAGCACCACAAAGAGUUUCUGUUGUUGAUACAAAUUUCAAAGAAGUAUCUCUUUCUUUAAACGCAAAUAUUGAUGCAAAGUCUAAGUUUAAACCUAAUACAAGAAGAAAGGAAUACUUUGUUCCGGUAGAUGGACAUCGGUUAAGGCUUAUAGAUUCCCCAGGUUUCGAAAUUUCCAAAGAUGGACAACCCGAACUUAAUACCCUCAGUCUGCCCUGUCAUCUGAGAGAGCUGCACGCCGUGUGCUUUUUUUUAAGAUCGUCGGAUACACAAAUAAGUCGAUCGUUCGAGGACCUAAUGAGACAAAUUGUGGCAAAAUUAGAUGCAGCUGCCCAUAAAAAUUUUAUUUUCAUUUUUACGAGAGGCAAAAAAGUAUCUUUUAGUGCUAGUUCUGCACAAUAUGCUUUAAUGAGAUUUGUGAAUACCAUCAAAUCAACAACACCUGGAAUUAACACUCCAAUAGGUACCGAAAACUUAUUCUGUGUGGACAAUGAAGCUUUCGUUCAUUUGGUGGCACAUUUGUGUGGUGUACCUUUAAAUUCCAAAGAAACUAAAGAGUCUGAACUUAGUUGGAAAAAAUCACUAGCAGCAUGCAAGCGACUUGUCGCUUAUGUUAGCAAAUUAACACCUUUCCAACUCCCGGUUAAUAGUGCCGUUGAACCGAUCCAAACAUUUCUUGAGAAAAAUUCUCCUCCUUUAUUGCAUAUAGCUCUCUCCAACUUUGAAAACACAAAUAAAUGCAAAAAACUCCUUGAUGAUUCGGAACAAGCAUUCCAGAUGGUUGAUGACAUGAAACAAGUAAUUCAGAAGCCUCCAGCACCAAGUUCUCAUCACAAACAACACCAUCCCCAAAAAAAACAAUCUAGAGAGUCAUACGAGAUAACUAACUUUGCAAAUAGUUAUAAAAAGCAGGACGAAAAGAACGCCAUAACUUAUACUCAGAUUGAGUUUAGCAAAAUCACAGAAUCGCAAACAAGAGACUCUGUCGACGGUGAUAUGAAAGCAAACCUAGAAAAAACCGCCAAAAUCUUGAAACAGCAGAAAAAAUUCAUCGCAAACGCAUGCAAAGUAGUUGAAACCCAACAAGACAAAAUUUAUCAGGUUUUAGAAAAAUUUGCUGCACUGGCUACAUUUUUAGAAACAUAUGGCCUAGAUGACAAUUUGGAAGCAAAAAUCGCGUCUGCAUCGUCUGAAGAAGGCAAGAACGAGAGAGAGAAAAAAAUAUUAGACAAAGUGCGACAAGUGUACGAACGUAUCAAAAGAAACGCGAAAAAGGAGGCAAAAAUAGAAGUAAACGAGGACGAGAUAGCAACGAUCGGGAAAGAGCUUGAAAAGCUUCAACUUUGCCAGGAAGUUCUCGAUAAUAUAUUCAAAAAUUAAAUAUUCAAUCACUGUUUACCUAAAUAUAAGUUUUAAUAAUUGGAAA
Zophobas morio is the source of this 1601-nucleotide messenger RNA. RefSeq lists its product as uncharacterized. The transcript is spliced from 6 exons. NCBI's taxonomy places the organism in Eukaryota, Metazoa, Arthropoda, Insecta, Coleoptera, Tenebrionidae. Bases 50 to 1555 code for a protein of 501 amino acids. The record is from RefSeq and is a predicted model, not a curated record.